Molecule: messenger RNA, 4755 nt
Organism: Sinocyclocheilus rhinocerous
Lineage: Eukaryota; Metazoa; Chordata; Actinopteri; Cypriniformes; Cyprinidae
Product: eukaryotic translation initiation factor 4 gamma 3-like
Exons: 27
Coding region: 76-4137 (1353 amino acids)
Cellular component (GO): eukaryotic translation initiation factor 4F complex
Molecular function (GO): protein binding; mRNA binding; translation initiation factor activity
Source: RefSeq, a predicted model, not a curated record
CGUGAAAAGAAACCAUCCUCCCAGAUUCGGAUCCGAGACCCCAACCAGGGUGGAAAGGACAUCACAGAGGAAAUCAUGUUUGGAAGCCGCAAUCCUACUCCUCCUGCCGGGCACUCGGCCUCCACCUUAACCCCACCUGCAGGACAGCCCUCCUCAACACCAACCCCACCCACAGGACACCUGUCCUCCACACCCACCCCUCCACAGCCAAGCAACUGUCAGACCCCAGAACAAACGACAUGUGUCAACCCACCUCAGAGAAUCUCAGAGAGCCCUGCGCCCAUGGAUGGCAAAUCUAAUUUAGAUGACAGGCCAAAAAUGGAGUCUGCUCCCAUAAUGCCUGUAUCUCCUGGGCCUAGGCCUUCAGAGUCCACUUUAGAGAAAAGAGAAGCCCCAAGUCUUCCAUUAUUAGCCUCUUCUUCUCCAGAGAUGGCCUCUGAUGUUCCCUCCCAUCCUUCAAGUGAAUGCAUUAAACCAACUGCUGCAGGAGAACCUGAAUUUAUUUCUCCUUCAACUACCAAGUCUCAGACGCAUCUGGUUAAUUCUGGUGGGGACUCUAUUCCUGAAAGUUCUCUCAGACUGUCUGCUUCGCCCUCGCCGUCCCUCAAAGUGGUAAAUGGCCUUGCCGAGUCUCAAACUCACUUAUCAAGCUAUGAAGAACUUGAGGCCCAGGAAGCCCUAAAUAUAUCAUUGUCCAGCGAGGUUCAGCUGCCAACCCAGGGUAUGUUAUCCAUGGAGGAGUCUGGUCAGGAAGUUCCAGUGGCCUUGGAGGAGCUCCAGGCAGAGCACCUCCCUUCUCUAGCUGUACAUGUGCCCUUGAUCCCUACAGUACAGGCCCCUUCAAGCACCUCCUGCACUGCUACUGUCAUUGGACCACCACCUGGUUUGGCACCACUAGUGCAGUCAGUUGUCCUUGAGGUGCCAGAGCAAAACAAGUCCUCGGACAAUGUCCAACCGAAGGCUCAGGAUGCUUCAGAAUCACAAACUCAGAACAACUCUAGAAAGUUCAUACCCUCAGCUGUUUCUGCUGUACCAAAGUCUUGGAAGAAACCAAAUGAAGAUGUUCUGAUGGUGGAAACACUGCUGAAGGAGAAUGAGGAGGAGACCACAAAGGACAGCUCUACUGGAGAUGACAUGGUCUCACAACCAACCUUAGGGCACCAGGAGAAGCUCUCAGAGGAGAACGGUGAGAUUGAAACAGAGCCUUUUAGGAAUGGGGUGGAGACAGAAAGCACUGACAGUGGCGUUACACUCGGAGACAGCAGGGGGUCCAUGUGUUCACCCACUCCACUCAUGCAGGAAGGUCUUGUGCAAUCUAAUGGAAAGAGACAGUAUGACCGGGACUUCCUGUUGGGUUUUCAGUUUAUGCCGGCCUGCGUGCAGAAACCAGAGGGACUGCCUCAAAUCAGUGAUGUGGUGCUAGACAAGAUUAACCAAAACAAGCUGCCACUGAGGUCUGUGGACCCCAGGUUGAUUUCCAGGGGCACUCCCCAGGAUUUCACUCCCGCUUUUGCUGACUUCAGCAGGCAGAUGCCAGGAGGACAUGGCGCCCCACUUAUAAACGUGCGGCGACUUCCACCACGCAAGAUCAUAGUAAAUGUUUCCGUUAAUGAUGACGUUCAGCUCAAGAAGGCAGAGAAUGCCUGGAAACCUGGGAUGAAGAAAGAGAAUGUCACAGAUGACCCAGAGGCCCUGAAAACCCAGGAGUUGUUCCGGAAAGUUCGUAGCAUUUUGAACAAGCUCACACCCCAGAUGUUUCAUCAGCUGAUGAAGCAGGUGACGGAUCUCACGAUCAACACAGAGGAGAGGCUGAAAGGAGUCAUCGACCUUGUGUUUGAGAAAGCCAUUGAUGAGCCCAGCUUCUCUGUGGCCUACGCCAACAUGUGUCGCUGCCUGGCUACGCUAAAAGUGCCCACAGCAGACAAACCUAAUACCACAGUAAACUUCCGGAAGCUGCUAUUGAACCGCUGUCAGAAGGAAUUCGAGAGGGACAAAGUGGACGACGUUGUAUUUGAGAGAAAACAAAAGGAGCUGGACUCUGCCACAUCACCCACAGAAAGGGAAAAAAUGCAGGAAGAGCUCGAGGAGGCAAAGGACAAGACCCGGCGUCGCUCCACAGGAAAUAUCAAAUUUAUCGGUGAGCUGUUCAAGCUCAAGAUGCUGACAGAGCCCAUCAUGCAUGACUGUGUGGUGAAACUACUAAAAAACCAUGACGGCGAGAGCUUAGAGUGCCUCUGCAGACUCCUCACUACCAUCGGCAAAGACCUUGACUUCGAGAAAGCCAAGCCCCGUAUGGACCAGUACUUCAACCAGAUGGAGAAAAUUGUCAAAGAGCGCAAGACAUCGUCACGGAUACGGUUCAUGCUACAGGAUGUGAUAGAUCUGAGACUGCAUAACUGGGUGUCCCGAAGAGCAGACCAGGGUCCUAAAACCAUAGAGCAGAUCCAUAAAGAGGCCAAGCUGGAGGAACAGGAGGAACAGAGGAAGGUUCAUCAGCAGCUUCUGUCUAAGGACAUCAAGAGGAGGCCAGACCAAAGAGAUCAGCGCUCCCAGAGGGAGGAGACCUGGAACACUGUGCCCACUACUAAGAACAGCAGGACCAUCGACCCCACAAAGAUCCCCAAGAUCUCCAAGCCUCAAAUCGAUGAAAAGAUUCAGCUUGGUCCGCGGGCUCAGAUCAACUGGAUAAAGGGCAGCAGUGGUGGAGCUAAAGCUAGUGACCCUGAGUUAACACGCUCUGCCAGUAGCACCCUGAACCGUUAUUCAGCACUACAGUCGUCCACGUCUCAGCCCAGCCCAGCACCAGCCCAAACUUCUGAUUCUGAUUCCAGACGCCCACUGGGAAGUCGAGGCAGCACUGGUCGUGAUCACAGUGAAAAGCCGUUGAGUUUGGGGCCGUCACGACCGGGGCUCUUCAGCAGAGGUAGCAGCGCUAAGGAGCUAACAGACAACAUGGCCCCUCAGGAGACAUGGAGAGAGGGGCCUGACUCACACCAUACACCUCGUAAAGCCAGCAUUCCAGAGGAGAAAUGUGAGAUAGAGAACAACAGACCCACAGAGACAUUGAAAUCUGAGACGCUGCAGGUCACUGGUGGUUCAGAGAAGCCCAUCCUGACCGAAGAGGAGGUCGAGCGGAAGUCCAAAUCCAUCAUUGAUGAGUUUCUGCACAUUAAUGACUACAAGGAGGCAGUGCAGUGUGUUAUUGAGAUGGAUCAGCCCUCUCUGCUGUUUGUGUUUGUGCGCAUGGGUCUGGAGUGCACACUGGAGCGUAGUCAGAAAGCCAGAGAGCACAUGGGACUGCUCUACUAUCAGCUUAUUCAGAAGGGCAUCUUACCCCAUUCUCAACUCUUCAAAGCGUUUUCGGAGAUGCUGGAGCAGGCUGAUGAUAUGGCCAUAGAUGUUCCCUUCAUUUGGCUUUACCUGGCUGAGCUGCUCAGUCCUCUGCUGAGAGAAGGAGGAAUCAACAUGAGAGAGCUGUUCAGUGAGUUAAGUAAACCGCUACUCCCUGUGGGAAGAGCUGCCAUCAGUUUACACAAAGAUAUUAAAAAACAACUCUGUGUCUUUUCCCACUUUUUCCAGAAGUUAGAGUUCACCGAAUCAGAAGUCUCCCCUGUGUCCCCGGCCACAGCUAAACCCAGCCUCAGUCCUGAGGAGCUCUUCAAACAGCUAGAGCACCUCCUGCUAGAAGACAUGGCUAGUGACGAACAGAUCUUCGACUGGGUCGAGGCUAAUUUGGACGAAUCUCAAAUGAGUUCAUCUCCAUUUUUGAGAGCUUUAAUGACGGCUGUAUGUAAAGCAGCAGUUAAAGAUGAAAGCACGUCCUGUAGAGUGGACACUACUAUCAUCCAGAGACGCCUGCCUAUAUUACAUAAGUACCUUAACUCGGACACCGAGCGGCAGCUGCAAGCACUUUAUGCUCUUCAGUCUUUGAUUGUCGCCCUGGAUCAACCUCCCAAUCUACUCCGAAUGUUUUUCGACUGUCUUUACGAUGAGGACGUUAUUUCGGAGGACGCUUUCUAUCAGUGGGAAACGAGUAAAGACCCAGCGGAACAGCAGGGAAAAGGUGUAGCACUGAAGUCUGUCACCGCUUUCUUCACCUGGUUACGCGAGGCGGAGGAGGAGUCUGAGGAUAAUUGACACAAGCAGGUGGCCGACGCCCAGAGGCCCCCUACUGACACAAACAAAAAAUGCAUCCAGACUAAAAACAGGUCUAGCCAUAGACAGACUUACUCCUGCAGACACAGGAACUUUGACUUUGAAACGCUGGCCAACUUGAGCUGGAACUCUCUACGCAAUGGAGAAAACACUAAAUACUUGUAUCAUAUAUAUAGAAAAUAUUUUUUAAGUUUGACUUUUUGUUUCUUUUGUUACUUUUAAAAGAAGAGACUUAAAAUAGGUUCUGAAUUCUUUAAUUUAUUAUUUUUUUAAGAGACUGCAAGUAUGGAGUUCUAUUUAACAUUUGCAGGCAAAAAGAACAUUGUUAGAAAUUACAGAAUAAACAUGUAUCAUAACAAUAUUAAUUUUGUUUAAAUGUGUCAGCAGCCUCCCUGGAUUCAUGUGAUUGACCUUAAAGCAAAUAAAAUAUUUCCUCAGAAAUAAAUAAAUGCAUACAUUUUUGGCUCGAGGUGGGGCUGGUCCAGGAUCGGCUAAUGUUGCUGAAGUUUCAGGCUGUUUUGAGAAACACCCGCCACUGGUUCUUCUGCUUCGGCUUUUGCUCAACAGACUUUCCAAGUAACAUGGCAAACACAGUAAAAA